Messenger RNA from Lonchura striata (white-rumped munia), 1470 nucleotides. The record is from RefSeq and is a predicted model, not a curated record. Lineage: Eukaryota; Metazoa; Chordata; Aves; Passeriformes; Estrildidae.
UCUGUGUUAUCUCUUCCAGAUGCCUCCCCAUCCGCCUCGGAGCAGCGAUACCUCUUUGACAUCUCCAGCCUGCCUGAGGCAGAGGAGGUGACGGCUGCCGAGCUGCGGAUCCUGCGCUCCCUCCCUGAAAACCGGAGCUUGGCGCUGUCCCCCGAAGGCUCCUUCCACCACCUCCUCCUUGCCACCUGCCCCAGCCGGGAGGGCGAGGAGUCCCGGCUGCUGGACUCCAGGGCUGCAGACAUUUUGGACACGGGCUCCUCCAGAUGGGAGGUGUUUGAUGUCUGGGAGGCCUUGCGAGAUCGGAGGGAGAGCUCGCCGUCGGGAAAGCUGCUGUGCUUCGUGCUGAGGAUCGCCUCGGACCGCUCGGGGCAGCUCCUGCCGCCCCGGCAGCUGGGCUUCGGCAAACCCCGGCCGCAGCCCCACGAGCGAGCCCUGCUCGUGGCCUUCUCCCGCGCCCAGAGGAAGGAGAACCUCUUCAAGGAGAUCCGGGACAAGAUCAAGGCCCUGGGCAGCCCCCCGUUCCUGGGGCCCCCCGAUCCCGGCCAGGAGGCGUAUCUGAAGCGGAGGAAGAGGAGGACCACCAUUGCCGCCCGGUCUGGGGGCAGGGGCCACGGGAAGAAGGCGAAGACUCGCUGCAGCAGGAAGCCCCUGCACGUGAACUUCAAGGAGCUGGGCUGGGAUGAUUGGAUAAUCGCCCCCCUGGAUUACGAGGCCUAUCACUGUGAGGGGGUCUGCGACUUCCCCCUGCGCUCCCACCUGGAGCCCACCAACCAUGCCAUUAUCCAGACCCUGAUGAACUCCAUGGACCCGGAGUCCACCCCCCCGAGCUGCUGCGUGCCCUCCAAGCUCAGCCCCAUCAGCAUCCUCUACAUAGACUCUGGGAACAAUGUGGUUUACAAACAGUAUGAGGACAUGGUCGUGGAGACGUGUGGCUGCAGGUAGCAAUUUCUGCAGCUCUCCCUGUCCCUCUUGGCCUUGCUCAGCAGCCCUGCCCAUUUUAUAUAUAUAUAUAAAAUAUAAAUAUAUAUAUAUAUAAAAUAUCUCUCUCUAUAUAUAUAUAGAUAUAUACACACAUACACAUUUUGGUGUGUGCCUUUCCAAAAGCCAAGCUCAGAGCAGGUGUUUCCUGUCUUCCCUGGGCCACCCUGGCCAUGACCCCAGGAGGGAUGGGGGAUGCCCUUCUGAGACUGAGGCUGCCACCAUCUCUGUGCCUUGCUGGGUCCCUCCUGGUAAAGGGGGACACACAGCCUGGCAGAGCCCACAGGGAAUGUCUCCUCAGCCUCUGAGCUCUGCCUGAUUCACUUGGUUUGCCUAAGGGAGCUGACAACUUCUUUCCCAAAGGAAUUGGAAAAUGUCUAGCCAAAAUUGUCUUGGUUGGAAUCAUGACCUGGCAUGGGGGGGGGGAGGUGGAGUGGUGUCUGCAGCAGAGGGAUUGGGUCAGCAUCACCCUCUGGCUGUGGCAGUGGGAUG